Messenger RNA from Heteronotia binoei (common prickly gecko), 933 nucleotides. Its product is annotated as olfactory receptor 9S13-like. Lineage: Eukaryota; Metazoa; Chordata; Lepidosauria; Squamata; Gekkonidae. Gene Ontology annotation, biological process: sensory perception of smell; G protein-coupled receptor signaling pathway. The transcript has a single exon. Gene Ontology annotation, molecular function: olfactory receptor activity; odorant binding; G protein-coupled receptor activity. The record is from RefSeq and is a predicted model, not a curated record. Gene Ontology annotation, cellular component: membrane. Bases 1 to 933 code for a protein of 310 amino acids.
AUGGAAAACUGCACCAGGAUCACACAGUCCAUCUUAAUGGGAUUCCAAGGUGACUCUGAAUUGCAGCUUGGUCUUUGCUUUCUCUUCUUGCUGCUUUAUAUCAUCACCUUGAUGGGGAAUAUUGGCAUGAUCACUCUCAUCACUGUUGAUGCACAACUUCACAGUCCUAUGUACUAUUUUCUGAAGAACCUUUCUUUCUUAGAUAUCUGCUAUUCUUCAGUCAUCACUCCCAAGGCCAUGCUGAACUUUGCAACCAGGAACAAGGGUAUUUCUUACAAUGAAUGUGCCAUUCAAAUGUUUUUCUUCUCUCUCUUUGGGACUACUGAGUGUUUUUUCUUGGCUGUAAUGGCAUAUGACAGGUUCAGUGCCAUCUGCAACCCUUUGCUUUAUCAUACUACCAUGUCCAAAAAAAUCUGUGCACUUCUGGUGGCUGUAUCAUACUUCUUUGGCUUUCUAAAUUGUUGUACACAGACGGGCUUUACUUUCAGCUUGCCUUAUUGUGAAUCAGGUGAGGUCAACCAGUUCUUUUGUGAUGUUCCAGCUGUUUUUCAUGCCUCCCAUGUGAACACUUUUGUCAAUGAAAUUGUACUCCUAUUAAUGUGUGGUUUUAUCAUACUUGUGACAGCCACAAUUGUCCUAAUCUCCUAUGGCUACAUUGUUGCUACCGUCUUGCACAUACCUUCUGUUCAAGGGAGACACAAAGCCUUCUCAACGUGCACUUCUCACAUCAUGGCUGUAACCUUGUUCUAUGGAUCAGCUUUCUUUAUGUAUGGUCAACCUGGAGCCAUGACUUCUCCUAACCAAGGCAAAGUAGUCUCUGUGUUUUAUACCAUUGUUAUUCCGAUGUUGAACCCACUAAUAUACAGCCUAAGGAACAAAGAUGUCAAAGAUGCCUUAUGGAGACAACUCAAAAGAAUGUCUUUGUUCCCAUAA